AUGUCCACAAUCAAUCCAGAUCCGCUGGCGUUGGCCCCGCCCCUGGAUCGUCUCCAGCUUCGCCUUCUCCAGACUCUCUAUCCUCUCCCAGCGCACCCCCCACCGCCGCGCUCGUCAUCUAAGCCCAUGGCAGUACUCUGUCUAGGACUCCCACGCACAGGCACAGAGUCGCUAGCUCUGGCUCUCGAGAUCCUCGACAUCGCGCCUGUAUAUCACGGCUGGAACAACAACAACAACAACAACAACAAAGACCCCUCGAACUGCGCGACGUGGAACUCGUUCGCCAGCUUCAAGCGUGAGAAUGGUGAUGGGAAGAUGAUACCCAGAGAACACUUUGAGCAGAUAUUGAGCGGAGCAGUUGCGGUCGCCGACUUCCCUGCUACUGCGUUCUCGAAGGAUCUGGCGGAGGUGUAUCCCGAGGCCAAGAUCGUGCUGAAUUGA
This is a messenger RNA of Anthostomella pinea, 441 nucleotides long. NCBI's taxonomy places the organism in Eukaryota, Fungi, Ascomycota, Sordariomycetes, Xylariales, Xylariaceae. The record is from the annotation of a GenBank genome assembly.